This is a messenger RNA of Aphanomyces astaci, 1677 nucleotides long. Its product is annotated as adenylosuccinate synthetase. Bases 52 to 1572 code for a protein of 506 amino acids. Gene Ontology annotation, cellular component: cytoplasm. Gene Ontology annotation, molecular function: adenylosuccinate synthase activity; GTP binding. The record is from RefSeq and is a predicted model, not a curated record. The transcript has a single exon. Gene Ontology annotation, biological process: 'de novo' AMP biosynthetic process; IMP metabolic process. NCBI's taxonomy places the organism in Eukaryota, Oomycota, Saprolegniomycetes, Saprolegniales, Verrucalvaceae.
GUUGAAUCUUCAGACGUGAAUCGGACUCGUUGCUGCCACUGGUUUUGGACGAUGUGGAGCCGUGCAUUGACGUCCAUGCGCCAGCAUGCUGGCGUGGCGACUGCCGCCGCUGCCGGUGCUGGUCUCAUGUACGCUUCGAUGGCGUUCGAGUCGAAGCCAUUGAUGGCGAAUGAAGUAGCCCCUCGCGACACCACACGUGGCAUGCUGCGUGAAGUGAUCUCAAAACUCAACCGGAUUGAAAGCGCCGUGGCCAACCCCAAACGCGAAGGCCCUGGCGUCGAUGUUGUCUUGGGUGCGCAAUGGGGUGAUGAAGGCAAGGGCAAGUUGGUUGACAUGCUUUCCCAGCAAUACGACAUCAUUGUCCGCGUCGCGGGUGGUGCCAACGCCGGACACACGAUUGUGUGCAAUGGCAAGAAGUACAAAUUCCAUCUCGUGCCUUCGGGUGUGCUCAACGAAGAAGCGGUGUGUGUGAUCGGCAACGGUGUCGUCGUGCACUUGCCGUCUUUGUUGGCCGAGUUGGAAACGUUGAAGGCCGUAGGUGUCGACUGUGCGGGCCGCGUGUUGAUCUCGGACCGCGCGCACAUGGUCUUGGACUUGCAUCAAGAAGUGGACGGGCUCAUGGAAAACCGUCGCGGCCGCAACAAGAUCGGCACGACCAAGAAGGGCAUCGGUCCGGCGUAUUCGUCCAAGAUGCUUCGCAACGGCGUGCGCGUCGGCGACCUGCGCUACUUUGACGACUUUGCCGACAAAUUGCGCGCGCAGGUCCAAUUUUACAAGGACAAUUAUCCGGAUUUGGAACUCGAUCCGGAAGCCGAAAUCGAAAAGUACCGCAAGUUAAGGGAACAAAUCUUGCCCAUCACGGUCGACUCGAUCGAGUACCUCAACAAGUCGUACAUCAGCGGCAAGAAGAUCCUCGUGGAAGGCGCCAAUGCCACGAUGCUCGACAUCGACUUUGGCACGUACCCGUACGUGACGUCGUCGAACCCGUCCAUCGGCAGUAUCUGCACGGGCGGCGGGAUCUCGCCCAACCGCAUCAACGGCAUCAUUGGCAUCGUGAAAGCGUACUGCACGCGCGUCGGUGAAGGUCCGUUCCCGACCGAGCUCUUCGACACGGUCGGCCACCAUCUUGGCAGUGUCGGCGCCGAAUUCGGCACCACGACCGGCCGGCCGCGUCGCUGCGGCUGGCUCGACAUUCCCCAGAUGAAGUACUCGAACCUUGUGAACGGCUUCACCGAUCUGAACCUGACCAAGCUCGACGUCCUCACGGGGUUGGCGGAAGUGAAGAUCGGCGUCGCGUACUGGCACAAGGGCGUCAAGCUGAGCGGCAUGCCGUCGAACCUCCAAGUACUCGAGGAGUCCACGGUGCAAUAUGAAACCCUGCCGGGGUGGUCGGAAGACAUCUCCAAGUGCCGCACCUUUGACGAACUGCCUGAAAAUGCACAGAAGUUUGUGCUGCGCGUGGAAGCGCUGCUCGGCACGCACAUCAAGUGGAUCGGAGUCGGCCAGGACCGCACCGACGUCAUCGAGCGCGCGCAUCCGCUUCAGAAGGUCGCCGCGCCCGUUGCCGUUUAGGGAACACACACCAGCCACCUCUAGACUAGUAUCCCAAUACAAUACACUUGCAUCUUCUCUUGAUGUACCAUGUUUCUCUCGACAAAGUUCCAUAAUCAUACUUGU